AUGACUACUUUCACCAAGUUGGGGGACCAAGACACCUCUGUCAUCUCCGUUCAUCCUUCGCGUCGGAUCUCGAAGAUUAAUCCCAACAUCUAUGCUGGUUUUACUGAGCAUAUGGGCCGAUGCAUCUAUGGAGGCAUCUACGAGCCGGGAAGUCCACUUUCCGAUGAGAACGGUUUCCGGAAGGAUGUAUUGGAGGCCCUGAAGGACCUCAACAUCCCUGUUGUUCGGUAUCCCGGUGGUAACUUCUGUGCUACCUACCACUGGCUCGACGGAGUUGGCCCGAAGGACCAACGGCCAUCGCGACCGGAGCUUGCAUGGCUGGGAACUGAGACUAACCAGUUCGGAACGGAUGAGUUCAUGAAAUGGUGCGAGGUGAUCGGCACGGAACCAUAUCUGUGCUUCAAUUUCGGAACCGGUACCCUGGACGAAGCACUUGCCUGGGUUGAGUACUGCAACGGUACUGGGAAUACAUACUACGCGAACCUUCGCCGAAAGAAUGGCCGCGAGGAGCCAUACAACGUCAAAUACUGGGCCCUUGGAAAUGAGACAUGGGGUCCCUGGCAAGUUGAGCAAAUGACGAAGGAAGCAUAUGCCCACAAGGCACUGCAAUGGGCCAAGGCUCUCAAACUCUUGGACCCCAGCCUGAUUCUCAUUCUCUGCGGUCAAGAUGGUACCGCAACAUGGGACUACUACACUCUCAAGCACUGCCUGCUGCCGGCCCACUCAGCCCUUUCAACCAGCGCAGUUCCAUUAAUCGACAUGCACAGUAUCCACCUUUACACCUGCUCUAAUGACCACCUGCCCAACGCAACUGCGCCUUUAGCUGCAGAACGAGCUAUCGAGAUCACCUCAGGCCUGAUCGACCUGGCCCGUAUCGAAAAUGGCGUUCCGCCAGAGCAGCUCCGUCCAACUAUCUGCUUUGAUGAAUGGAACGUGUGGGACCCCAUUCGCGCAGAGGGGAGCCAGGGUGCUGAAGAAAGCUAUACGCUCUCCGAUGCGCUGGCUGUGGCCGUCUGGUUGAACGUCUUCGUGCGAAAGAGUCGCGAUCUCGGCAUGGCUUGCAUCGCCCAGAGCGUCAAUGUGAUUUCGCCGCUCAUGACGACGAAGGAGGGUAUUAUCAAGCAGACUACUUGGUGGCCGCUGUAUUUGUUUUCGAAGUUCAUGCGCGGCUGGACCGUUGCGUCGCAUGUUUCUUGCGGUACCUAUGAGGGUGAGACCUCGCCGAAGUGGUUGAGGAGUGCGAUGGAGACUCCUUGGUUGGAUGUGAGUGCUGCGAUUGGUGAGGAUGGCUUUGCGAAUCUGGCGGUCGUGAACAUUCAUGAGCAGAAGGACUUCGAAAGUAAGGUCGAUGGAGUGGUUGGUGAUGUUGUUGUCUACACUGUUACUGGUGAGGGUAUUGCGGCUACUAAUAUGAAGGGCCGGGAGGAGGUUGCUAUUAAAGAAUCCAGUUGGGAUGGAAAGGGGUCUUAUGUUUUCCCCAAGCUUUCGGUUACUUUGCUGAGAUGGAAGGCAGAGUGA
This is a messenger RNA of Penicillium waksmanii, 1518 nucleotides long. Its product is annotated as alpha-N-arabinofuranosidase. The record is from RefSeq and is a predicted model, not a curated record. The transcript has 6 exons. Gene Ontology annotation, molecular function: alpha-L-arabinofuranosidase activity. NCBI's taxonomy places the organism in Eukaryota, Fungi, Ascomycota, Eurotiomycetes, Eurotiales, Aspergillaceae. Bases 1 to 1518 code for a protein of 505 amino acids. Gene Ontology annotation, biological process: polysaccharide catabolic process; L-arabinose metabolic process.